GGUUACAAACCGGUUCGUUUGCUUCAUUCAAUCAAUAAGGGUAACCGGUUCAUGUUUUUGGUUCGUUUCGGUUGAAUCCUUAACUGUUUUAACGGUAAAAAGAACCACAGUCGUUUCCUUCUUCUUAUCCAAGAAUCUCUGAUACGAUACGACUCAGAAUCUUUCUCAGAGCGCGCUCAUGGCUUCGUCUUCAAGGCGUUCAUGGUCGCUGUCCCUUAUGCCACCGAAGAUACUACAAGAAAUCUUUUACAAGACUCCGGCGGAAGCUCUCAUCCGAUCAAAACCCACGUGCAAGGAAUGGUACGCUCUCAUCACCGACAAAAGAUUCAUCAACGAACACUUCAACCGCUCCAAAGAACACUUCAUAAGAAUCUUCGAUGAUACGGUAGAAAUCAUGGAUCCAGUGACCACAACAAGCUCAGUUUCAUCAGUCCCAGACGAGCUACGACAACAUCCGUACGAGAUAACUUUGGUGUACCCACUCAUGGUUCACUGCGACGGACUCAUGCUGGUUGCGUACGAUAUUGAUGAUUGUAGUUGCGGAAGCGACGGAUCAAGACUCCCCAACCUCGCGCUUUGGAAUCCUGUUUUGAAAAACCUCAGAUGGGUCGAACCCUCACGAGGUAUCACGAGUUAUGAUCUCCACGGGAUUGGAUACGACAAGAACAACCGUAGCGAUGGUUACAAGAUCUUGAGGUUUAUUAGGGUCCCUGGGGAGGUCCAGGGUUAUGGAGAUGUUGAGAUUUAUGAGUGCAAGACGUGUUCUUGGAGAACCCUUGAUGUCGAGCUUGAUUAUGCAGGUGUCAUGCGUAAAUGGGUGGCUGUGAUGGGUAACAUGUAUUGGAUUGCUUAUACAGUUGAAGAAGAUGAUGAAGAAGAAGUGUUCAUUCGUUGUAUCGAUUUCUCAGAUGAAACGUUCAAGGACAUAUGCUUCUGUCCAACCUCUGAUUAUGAUAAUAGUCACCUAGCUUUUUUCGACGGAGAUAGCUUGUCGUUGCUACAACAAGACCAAGCGUCGAAGAAGAUCCAAGUGUGGGUUUCAAGCAAGUUGGGUGAUGGUGAUGUCUCGUUUAGCAAAUAUUUCAGCUUGUCCGGUUCGGUUCUUCCGGCGUUACGGGUCCACGAAAAUGCGGCUAGUCCUGUCUACUGCUUUGUGAAGCCGAAGAGUAGUGUCAUCGUCUGGUGCGUGGGAGUUGAAAGAGAAGGUGAUAAGGUUUGUACUUGCCUUACUAGUUAUGAGAUUGAUAAGGAUGGGGUGAGAGAUAGAAAGGUGACAAAACGAUACAACGUGCAUGACUUUUCUGGGGCCUUCGUCUGUGGCUACGUGUACGUUCCAAGUAUGAUCCCUCUUCCAUGGGCAAGAGAUGAUUAGGGUUUUUGUUUCGUGUUCUUCAAGCUUUCGUUUUGCUCUUUGUUCUUUGAUCUUCUGCCAUAUGUAUAUAUCUUGAAAGGAACUAUGAU
This is a messenger RNA of Raphanus sativus (radish), 1461 nucleotides long. Its product is annotated as F-box protein At3g08750-like. The coding region runs from base 179 to 1372 and encodes 397 amino acids. NCBI's taxonomy places the organism in Eukaryota, Viridiplantae, Streptophyta, Magnoliopsida, Brassicales, Brassicaceae. The transcript has a single exon. Gene Ontology annotation, molecular function: protein binding. The record is from RefSeq and is a predicted model, not a curated record.